AUGUUAAUUCUAUCAAUAUCAGUUACUUUCUUUGAAGAAAAGACUUUUUCUCUCCCAUUUUUACGUCCAACUAUUCUUGAUGUAAAAAUGACGGAAAAAUCUUUCAAGAAAAUGAAUCCCACAAUCAAAAAAACUAUUACUACCAAGUUAGUAGAAUCGCCGUCAGUGAUGAACAAAUUGAGCUCACGUGUGGUGCGGAUUUCUGUGAUGGAUUGUGAUGCAACUGAUUCAUCGAGUGAUGAAAAGGAGGGAUUGGAUAUGAAUACGAAUAUUCAGAGAGUGAAAAAGCAUGUGAAUGAGAUUAGAAUGGAGAGGAAAUGUGUUCAGGCAAAGAAAAGUGUUAAUGGGAGGAGUAAUAGUGUGAAGAAAAAAAGGCCGCCACCGUCGCCAGCACCGGUGACAGGAGGUCAGGGAAAUGGGAAGAAAUUCCGGGGAGUUAGGCAGCGGCCGUGGGGGAAAUGGGCGGCAGAGAUACGUGAUCCAGCACGGAAGACUCGUGUUUGGCUGGGGACUUAUGACACGGCAGAGGAAGCGGCAAUGGUUUACGACAGGGCGGCGAUUCAAAUACGCGGUCCAGAUGCUAUGACUAACUUUAUCAAGCCACCGGAGAGGGUGGUGGUGCUGGCGAUGGAGGCUAAUGUGACGUCAGUUUCGGGUUAUGAUUCUUGCAAGGAUGAGUCUUGCGAGAACCUUUGCUCGCCCACCUCGGUUUUAAAUAGUAAUGGUGGCACUGUCCGGUCCGAGUUCAAAAACACUAACGAGGGACAAAAGAUUUCUAAUGAAGUUAGGGAGCCGGUUGGACCGACCACAGUGGUGCAGAAUGAAGUCGAUUGUUUAAUGGACGAUUCUUUGCCAUUGGAUCAAUGUUUCUUGACUGAAUAUUUCGAUUUUCAGUCUCCUUCGCCAUUAAUUUUCGAAGAAAUUAAUGUUGCUAAGACAGAAUUGGAUGAGGAUUCAAAUGAUGUUUCAAUUGAUUUUGAUGAUGAUUUUAUGUCUCUUACAUGGGAUGUGAAUGAUUUCUUUGAAGAUCAAUUUUUUGGUGAAUUAGAGAAUUAA
Fraxinus pennsylvanica is the source of this 1056-nucleotide messenger RNA. The record is from the annotation of a GenBank genome assembly. Lineage: Eukaryota; Viridiplantae; Streptophyta; Magnoliopsida; Lamiales; Oleaceae.